CUCACCGACCACUUUCGAGAGAGGACCCCGUCCCUCUGACGUUGUCGGCGCGACGGACAUGGCGCUGCUCCGCGGAGUGCGAGGCCUUUCCGCCGUCCGCGCGCUGCUUCGAACCCGGCUCCGGAGCAACGGUCGGGAGUGUGAAAUUUCCAAGCUCCAGUAUUCGAUCUUUUUGAAUCGCAAUCAAUACACAAUUGCCCCCACUAGUUCCAUCUGCUGGCACCUUUACAGCACACAGACAGCACAGAGUCAGGAGGAAGAGUCAUUGCAUAAUAUCAUCUCUAACUCUGAGACUGUGAAAGGUUCUUUUUCCAAACAUGAGUUUCAGGCAGAAACAAAGAAGCUUCUGGAUAUUGUUGCCCGGUCAUUGUACUCUGAAAAGGAGGUAUUUAUUCGUGAGUUGAUAUCCAAUGGAAGUGAUGCGCUUGAAAAGCUGCGUCAUAAACUGGUGAGCAGUGGCCAAGACCAGACACCACUGGAACUUCAUCUACAGAGUGAUACAAAGAAGGGUACCUUAACCAUCCAGGACACUGGCAUAGGGAUGACCAGGGAGGAACUAACUGAGAACCUUGGAACCAUCGCACGUUCGGGAUCCAAGGCUUUCUUGGAGGCCUUACAGAACCAAGCAGAGGCUAGUGCUGGGAUCAUCGGACAGUUUGGAGUUGGAUUCUACUCUGUGUUCAUGGUGGCUGAUAAAGUGGAGGUGUACACACAGGCAGCAGCGAAUGACAGCACAGCAUAUAAAUGGGCUUCUGAUGGCUCUGGGAUGUAUGAAAUUGCUGAAGCCACUGGGGUGAAACCAGGAACCAAGAUUGUUAUUCAUUUGAAGAAAGAUUGCCAAGAGUUUGCAAGUGAAGAUCGGGUUAGAGAUGUGGUGAACAAAUACAGCAACUUUGUUGGAUUUCCAAUCUACCUGAAUGGACGCCGAUUGAAUACACUUCAGGCUCUGUGGAUGAUGGAUCCAAAGGAGAUCAGUGAAUGGCAGCAUGAGGAAUUCUACCGCUAUGUUGCAAAGGCAUAUGACAAACCACGGUACAUCCUCCACUAUUGCACUGAUGCCCCACUCAACAUUCGCAGUAUCUUCUAUGUGCCAGACAUGAAGCCGAGUAUGUUUGAUGUGAGCAGAGAGUUGGGGUCCAGUGUGGCAUUGUACAGCCGGAAAGUGUUGAUUCAAACUAAAGCCACUGACAUUCUACCCAAGUGGCUCCGAUUUCUACGUGGUGUUGUUGACAGUGAAGAUAUCCCACUGAAUCUCAGCAGAGAGCUGCUACAGGAGAGUGUGCUCAUCAGGAAGCUGCGGGAUGUUCUGCAACAACGACUCAUCAAAUUCUUCCUGGACCAGGGGAAAAAAGAGCCUGAAAAGUUCAUGAAGUUUUAUGAGGAUUAUGGAUUGUUCUUGCGUGAGGGAAUUGUGACAACUACUGAGCAGGAUGUGAAGGAAGAUAUUGGAAAGCUGCUGAGAUUUGAAUCAUCUGUGCUGCCGGCAGGUCAGAUGACCAGUCUACCUGAGUAUGCCAGUCGAAUGAAAGCAGGGAGCCGAAAUAUUUAUUAUUUGUGUGCCCCAAAUCGUCAUCUGGCAGAACAUUCGCCAUACUUCGAAGCCAUGAAGAAGAAGGAAAUGGAGGUUCUGUUUUGCUACGACCAGUUUGAUGAAUUGACUCUACUACAUUUACGGGAAUUUGACAGGAAAAAGCUGAUUUCUGUAGAGACUGACAUUGUGGUAGAUCAUUAUAAGGAGGAGAAGUUUGAGGACAACAGGCCAGCAUCAGAGCGCCUGUCUGAGUCAGAAUCUGAGGAGCUAGUGGCAUGGAUGAGGAAUGCACUUGGAGAACGAGUGGCAAACAUUAAGUUGACUCCACGUUUGGAUACUCACCCUGCCAUGGUUACUGUGCUGGAGAUGGGAGCUGCACGGCAUUUCCUGCGCACGCAGCAGCUUGCCAAGUCCAGUGAGGAACGGGCACAGAUCCUGCAGCCAACACUGGAAAUUAAUGCAAGUCACACUCUGAUAAAGAAGCUGAAUGAAUUACGAGGCCAGAAUACAGAACUAGCUCAACUACUGCUUGAUCAGAUUUAUGAUAACGCCAUGAUUGCUGCAGGACUAAAUGAUGAUCCCCGACCAAUGGUCAGCAGAUUGAACAAACUUCUGACCAAAGUUUUGGAACAUCACUAAUGCCUGAAGGAGGAGUACUGUUGCCCGCUGUCCCAUGUGUGGAAUAGUAGGACCAUUAAGAAGAUCCAAGAAUUCAUCCUCUCCUGUGUUUGAAACUAUGCACAAGUCUUGUGAUUUCUCCAAGCACAAAUUGACACAGAUGUUAUAUGCUGAGAAGAUUCUGCAAGUAAAAUAUUUCCAGAUGAUAA
Messenger RNA from Stegostoma tigrinum, 2358 nucleotides. RefSeq names its product TNF receptor-associated protein 1 (gene trap1). The record is from RefSeq and is a predicted model, not a curated record. Gene Ontology annotation, biological process: protein folding. Lineage: Eukaryota; Metazoa; Chordata; Chondrichthyes; Orectolobiformes; Stegostomatidae. The coding region runs from base 59 to 2170 and encodes 703 amino acids. Gene Ontology annotation, cellular component: mitochondrial inner membrane. Gene Ontology annotation, molecular function: protein kinase binding; ATP binding; ATP-dependent protein folding chaperone. The transcript is spliced from 18 exons.